This is a messenger RNA of Zychaea mexicana, 573 nucleotides long. RefSeq lists its product as uncharacterized. Lineage: Eukaryota; Fungi; Mucoromycota; Mucoromycetes; Mucorales; Lichtheimiaceae. The record is from RefSeq and is a predicted model, not a curated record. The transcript has a single exon. Bases 1 to 573 code for a protein of 190 amino acids.
AUGCGUAUUGCCAUCUCUACUACCCUUGCUUGUGUACUCGUUGCAAGCAGUGUAGCCAAUACAGAUCCUAUGACAAGACUUCAAACGCAACACUCCGACUUGUCUCCCUCAAAGGUUUCCGGUGUCGCAAGAUUCAUCCCCUCUUUACAACAAAAAACCGCUACGACCACCGUGCAGCCGCAGUUUAUCAAGCGACUUCAUCGGCGACGUACUCGUUUAUUGAAAGCUAGAAAGGAACAGCCCGAAGAACCCGAAGAAAUAGACGACGAUGAAGAAAAGGGAGGCUCACACACAGCUACAAACGGAUCAGGCCACGGAAAAUUCCUUGAACCAACUGUCCACACAACGACCGAUGGGCCUGUCAGAACCGUCACUCAAACAGGCGAUAAAGUGAUUGCAGGUACAGCUCCGCGAAAAAACACCUUGGUCAGGACAACCGUGAGUGAUUUGAACCGUGCUGCUACUGCUGGUGCCAGAUCUCCGAGAGCGGGGAAUACCGACGAUGAAGCUGGUGAUGGCACAGCCAGUGAUGCCGUUGAUGAAGAAGAAAUAGGUAGACCCGACAGCGCCUAG